GGCGUCGGUGGUCUGGGGGUUUCUUUGUGGGCCGGGGUCUCUGCGAUGAAGAUUUUUAGUCUUCCUCGAUGCCCGUCAGAUGAAUAAUAAUGGCCAGUCUUCGCAAGCGAAGAUCCGGGGAAGGUCUUUACACCUUCCAGCCUGCGCAUUGGAUUUUUUUUAGCGAUCCGUGGACCCCCGGUCCACACAGUCUCACGUCGCUGCUGCUGCAAGAAAAAAACCCCCGGUCCGAGCGACCCCCCUGCUUGGAGCUGCUGCCGCCGCCGCCGCUGCCGAAACCGCCGGUCGCCGACCCUGCGCCCAGCGCCGCAGACGCGCCCCGCUCCACCCGUGUUCGGACCACCACCACCCCGUCCUGGGAGACGCAGCUGCAACCCCGCUCCAGUCCGACAGCGACCAGAGCACCCCGUGAGAUAGCGAGUGAGGUACACCGACGCCUAGAGAAAGAAGAAGCUGUUCUUGUGGUGCUGAGAGGAUCCACUCAGCCUUUCGCACUACUGGGCCAACUCUACGACAGGAACAGUAAGCUGUGCCUAUGGGAGUGGAUCUUUCUCCCCCACCAAUUCACAAAAACCAUAGUUUCCCUUCCGGAACUAUUGACCAAAUUGUGUUACAAGGGCAGGACCGGGUGCUGGGAACUCGCAGGUGUAGAUCCCGCCUACAUCUACCUCCCACUCACUUCCCAACAUCUAGAACAACUCCUGAUCAUGAGCCUGGACUUCCAAAUUGCUCUAUCCAGCUUUAUGGGUGAAAUUAAAAUCCAUUACCCCCCUUGCAAAUUUAUCCAAAACAUAGACAAAAUUCCCUUAAAUACACAUCCAAUUGGUCUCCUAAUCCCCUUCCAAACGCCUUAACAGUCUUUACUGACGGCUCAGGCACCACAGGAAAUGCUGUCAUUGUUUGGAAAGAGGGGGAUCAUUGACAACAAGACAUUCACAAGGUCCAAGAUUCUCCUCAGUUAGUUGAACUGUCAGCAGUUGUUCGUGCCUUGUCCUUGUUCCCAGACAACCUUAAUAUCAUUUCUGACUUGGCCUACGUGGUGGGCCUUGUCCAACGGUGUGAGAAUUCAUACCUCAGAGAAAUUAAAAAUGAACAGUUAUUUCGGCUAUUCCAAAAAUUGCUUUCUACUGUAAAUCACCGCUCUUCACCAUUUUUUAUCACUCAUAUUCGCUCCCAUACCACACUUCCUGGUCCAAUAGUAGAGGGGAAUCGACAAGCCGACCUUUUGGCAGGGUCAGCUGUCGUCCCACAGUGGUUAGAACAAGCCAAACUCUCCCACGACU
Myiozetetes cayanensis is the source of this 1283-nucleotide messenger RNA. RefSeq lists its product as uncharacterized. Gene Ontology annotation, molecular function: RNA stem-loop binding. The transcript is spliced from 2 exons. The coding region runs from base 90 to 854 and encodes 254 amino acids. The record is from RefSeq and is a predicted model, not a curated record. NCBI's taxonomy places the organism in Eukaryota, Metazoa, Chordata, Aves, Passeriformes, Tyrannidae.